Molecule: messenger RNA, 1679 nt
Organism: Jaculus jaculus (lesser Egyptian jerboa)
Lineage: Eukaryota; Metazoa; Chordata; Mammalia; Rodentia; Dipodidae
Gene: Tusc3
Product: tumor suppressor candidate 3
Exons: 11
Coding region: 116-1162 (348 amino acids)
Cellular component (GO): oligosaccharyltransferase complex
Source: RefSeq, a predicted model, not a curated record
CACCGCCACCCGAGAGCCCAGGCGGAGGCUCGUGCGGCUGGCCGGGCUGGUGCGGGCGCGGUAGGAGCUGGGCGCGCACGGCUACCGCGCGUGGAGGAGACACUGCCCUGCGGCCAUGGGUGCCCGGGCCGCUCCUUCACGCCGGAGACAGGCAGGGCGGCGGCUGCGCUACCUGCCCACGGGGAGCUUUCCCUUCCUCCUCCUCCUGCUGCUGCUCUGCAUCCAGCUCGGGGGAGGACAGAAGAAAAAGGAGAACCUUUUGGCAGAAAAAGUAGAACAGCUGAUGGAAUGGAGCUCUAGGCGCUCGAUCUUCCGAAUGAAUGGAGAUAAAUUCCGGAAGUUUGUAAAGGCACCACCUCGAAACUACUCUAUGAUUGUCAUGUUCACAGCCCUUCAGCCUCAGCGCCAGUGCUCUGUUUGCAGGCAAGCUAAUGAAGAAUAUCAAAUACUGGCUAAUUCAUGGCGCUAUUCAUCUGCUUUUUGUAACAAACUAUUUUUUGGUAUGGUGGACUAUGAUGAGGGAACAGAUGUUUUCCAACAGCUGAACAUGAACUCUGCUCCUACAUUUAUGCAUUUUCCUUCAAAAGGCAGACCCAAGAGAGCUGAUACUUUUGACCUUCAACGAAUUGGAUUUGCAGCUGAACAGCUAGCAAAGUGGAUUGCUGACAGAACAGAUGUUCAUAUUCGGGUUUUCAGGCCUCCCAACUACUCUGGUACCAUUGCUUUGGCACUGCUAGUAUCACUUGUUGGAGGUCUUCUAUAUUUAAGAAGGAACAACUUGGAAUUCAUCUACAAUAAGACUGGCUGGGCCAUGGUGUCUCUGUGUAUAGUCUUUGCUAUGACGUCUGGCCAGAUGUGGAAUCAUAUUCGUGGACCUCCAUAUGCUCACAAGAACCCACACAAUGGACAAGUGAGCUACAUUCAUGGGAGCAGCCAGGCUCAGUUCGUGGCAGAGUCACACAUUAUUCUGGUACUGAAUGCUGCUAUCACCAUGGGGAUGGUUCUUCUAAAUGAAGCAGCAACUUCCAAAGGGGAUGUUGGAAAAAGACGGAUAAUUUGCCUAGUGGGAUUAGGCCUGGUGGUUUUCUUCUUCAGUUUUCUACUUUCAAUAUUUCGUUCCAAGUACCAUGGCUAUCCUUACAGUGAUCUGGACUUUGAGUGAGAAGAUGUGAUUUGGACCAUGGCACUUAAAAACUCUAUAACCUCAGCUUUUUAAUUAAAUGAAGCCAAGUUGGAUUUGCAUAAAGUGAAUGUUUACCAUGAAGAUAAAGUAUUGAUCUUAUACCAUUUUGAAUUCUUGAAUUCAUUUCUUUGGUGAUUGUGAUAAGCUAGCUUAUUCUUGUAUACUUUUUUUAAACAGUGGAUUUUCCUAGUAAAUAUAAUUUAUAGAAAUAGGUAACGAUAUUGAGUAAUUCACAGGGAGAACAUCAAAGUGUUUUUCAAUUAUAUUUUACUCAGUGUAUGCUCCAGGAUUGAAUUAAAUGACAGUGUAACUAUGAAUUCAUGUUUUAGAACUGUCCAUUCAUUAGUAAAGGAAACUACUGUGUUAGUAAAGGAAAUGUGGAAUGUAUGUUAAAGAAUCAUUAGUAAUGUAUUGGGAUAAAGCAUAUGCAUGAAAUCUGUCAUGUGUGGAAAAUUAUGCUUACUGCUGUUUCUGCUAUAAAGGACAUGCACUGUUA